Molecule: messenger RNA, 2108 nt
Organism: Helicoverpa zea (corn earworm)
Lineage: Eukaryota; Metazoa; Arthropoda; Insecta; Lepidoptera; Noctuidae
Product: peroxidase-like
Exons: 12
Coding region: 21-1841 (606 amino acids)
Biological process (GO): response to oxidative stress
Molecular function (GO): heme binding; peroxidase activity
Source: RefSeq, a predicted model, not a curated record
ACUCUUCGUCACUCAGCAAGAUGGAUAAGACAUUUAUAUCCUUUUUAAUUAUUUCCAUCGCUUUAGGCGUUUUAGGAGAUUCCUCUUAUUACAGCUCAUUUUAUGGACUAGUUCUAAAUUCCACUCAAGUGGCUGAGUAUACUGCGAACAGUACGCUUGCAAACUGCACUAUUCUAGUCGAAGCCUGCAACUCCACCGAAGGAAGACGCAUUGAUGGGACCUGUAACAACUUAAACCACCCUUCAUACGGUGGUACUCGCACACCCUACUACAGGAUAUUAUCAGCGUCCUAUUACAAACCUUCUAAAUCAGAAUUCGAGCCCCGUCACGCUGUAGGAGGUGGUAAACUAAGCGUCACUAGGAAAGUGCGUACUACCAUUUAUUCUGAAGGUCGUGUCGAUGACGAAAACCUCUCUAGCAUCAUCAAUCACUUGGCCGUGUUCUUCGCUACUGAUAUUACUAACACUCGGGAUACCACAAACUAUGUGACAUGGAGGCCAUACUGUUGCAAAGAAGCAGGCAAAACCGACUACGCUUGCACUCCCAACAAGGUUCCAUCUGACGACUAUGUCCACCGUUUCUCUGGGAUCCAUUGCUUGAACAUGACAAGGCCUUUGACUUUCCAAACUUCUGGAUGUUUAGCGAAUACUACUACGCCUUUGAGGAUUGUCGACGCCACACCUAUUUUGGACUUGUCUCCUAUAUACGGUAACACGGUGGAGCCAGCCAGACGAACCAACUCCAGUGGACAACUAGUCACCGUGACUGCCAAUAACAGAACUUUCCCCGACACAUCAACCCUCAAACUCCUCCUUGGAAUCAAUUUCGUGGGCAUCAUCCUCUUCUGGAACAAUCACAACUUCAUUGCUUCUGAGCUUGCAACCCUCAAUCCAUGCUGGACUGACGACCAACUGUUCGAGACCGCCAGGGAAAUCAACAUUGCUUAUGGAACUCAAAUGUUUUACUAUGAACUCAUGGCUACUUUGAUGGGUAAAGACAAUUUGAUCAACGAUGGUAUCAUACUGAACGGCACUGGAUUCAGAGACGUUUACAACAGCAGUGUUCUCCCACAAAUAGCAUUGGAGUAUCCUGUCGUUUUGAGAUGGAUGCAUUCGUUGCAGGAUGGAGAGUUGAGAAUGUACUACACCAACGGAACAUAUAAAUCAACCUUCCCAAUUGUGGACCUUACAUCUAAUACCGACUUCUUGAAGGAAAAUAGUACAAUGGAUUAUGUUACCCAAGGCUUCAUCAGACAGCCGACUGGCAACUCUAAGGAUUACAUUGCAGACCCUGAUAUCGUACAAAGAGGUCUCGGAGGUUUACAAAAGUCAAAUGACAUCAUGACAAACGAUUUAGCCAAAAAUCGGUACUUUGGCUUCCAAGGUUACGUCAGCUACAGAAACUAUUGCUUCGGGGACAAUAUCACCAGUUUUGAUAAUUUAACAGACAUCAUUGAUGAAGAGAGGAUAACACAGCUCAAAAGUUUGUACGCGAAUGUAGCCGACGUUGAUCUUCUAGCUGGUAUCUGGGUAGAAAGAAAGAAAGCUGAUUCGUACGUUCCUCCAACGUUCUACUGUAUUGUCGCUGAACAGCUGAAGAGGUCGCUAGUCUCUGAUAGGCAUUGGUAUGAAAGGAGUACCAGACCUAAUGCUUUUACUGCAGCUCAACUAGCAGAAAUAAGGAAAGCGACUGCAGCUCGCAUGCUGUGUGACAUCGGUGCAGGAAUUACCGAGGUGCAACCCAGAGCUUUUGAGUUACCUGGAUCAGAUAACGUGAUUGUGAGCUGCGACGAAAUCCCUGCUCUCAAUUACACCAUGUGGCAAGAUAGUACUUGCACAUAAAGAGAAGAUGGUAUUUUGAACCCAAAAGACCCGUUUGGAGGCCGUCACUGUUUUUGUACUUUAUGCUUUGGUAUUUGUUUUUCUUAUCUGCCUAUAUUUGCAAAAUCCUGUUUGAGUGAUGCAUUUGAUAUCGCAUCUGCUUACUACUGUUACCUAGUUUUACCAAAAAGUCUGUGUUAUGUGUAUUUAGUUAUUUUAUCUGUCCUCUUGGUUCCUUGGCAGUAAAUUCGUUGUUAAGUAUGAGCCAAUAAAUAUAUGAUUUCAAAA